Molecule: messenger RNA, 1845 nt
Organism: Ogataea philodendri
Lineage: Eukaryota; Fungi; Ascomycota; Pichiomycetes; Pichiales; Pichiaceae
Exons: 1
Coding region: 1-1845 (614 amino acids)
Biological process (GO): signal transduction
Cellular component (GO): protein phosphatase type 2A complex
Molecular function (GO): protein phosphatase regulator activity
Source: RefSeq, a predicted model, not a curated record
AUGAUGAAAGGUUUUAAACAACGGUUCAGAUCCAAAACAGGGUCUGCCAAGGGAGAAAAGAAGAAGGACAAAAAGGAGGAAACCGGAAAGAAGCCGGAAAAGGUCAAAUCCACAGGCUCGUUCCAAAGUAAUUCCUCAGCCAGUACCAGUCCAACUUCGAUGAAAAGAACACAAUCUGCGUCUUCGGAACAGUCGUCUUUGAAUUCAGGAGUUGACAACUCGGCAAGUGCUUCCCCUCCUUCCACGUCUUCUACAAAAUCAGGCUCACAAUCACAACCUCCGCAGAUCCAAACUCCAACACCACUGGCGGCGUCUUCCUCAAACAGGGGCGAUGAUGUCUUACCUGCAGAGAUCGAGCUUUCUAAACUACACACGGCCCAUCAUUCUCCUUUCGACAAGGUCCCUAAAGAUGAUCUUGGAUUGAAACCGCGUACCCCUCAAAGACACUCCUCUUCUAGAUUCGAACCAACCAAUGAUCAGCAACCAUUUGAGAAACUGGCCAGUUUCGACGAGGUCGACCCUGAAUUUCAUGUGGAGCUGUUCAUCCAGAAAGUCGACCAAUGUAAGAUCAUGUUCGACUUCUACGAUCCUUCCUCGGAUAUUCAGGGCAAAGAGCUGAAAAGAAUCACUUUGCAUGAGUUGACCUCUUUUAUCAGUACAACAAGAAUGACUUUCACUUCAGAAAUGUAUGAGCAUGUGGUGGAAAUGUUUAAGGUCAAUGUUUUCAGACCAAUUCCCCCUCCGGUAAAUCCAGUGGGUGAAAUUUACGACCCUGAUGAAGAUGAACCUGUUUAUGAGCUAGCUUGGCCACACAUGCAAAUGGUGUACGAAUUUUUCCUCCGAUUUGUCGAGAGCCCUGAUUUUAACAACUCCAUUGCAAAGCCCUACAUAGACCACAAGUUUGUGCUCACAUUGCUUGAAUUAUUUGACAGUGAAGAUAAUAGGGAGAGAGAUUGCUUGAAAACUACGCUUCACAGAAUUUACGGAAAAUUCUUGAGUUUAAGAUCGUUCAUCAGGAAAUCCAUCAGCAAUAUCUUCCUCAACUUUGUCUAUGAAACGGGAAGAUUCAACGGAAUCUCCGAGUUGCUUGAAAUCCUUGGUUCUAUCAUUAAUGGAUUUGCAUUGCCAUUAAAAGAGGAACACAAGAUUUUCUUGAUUCGGGUCUUGAUCCCUUUGCAUAAAGUCAGAUGUUUAUCGUUAUACCAUCCACAGUUGGCCUACUGUAUCCUUCAAUUUUUAGAAAAAGAUCCAAGUUUGACUGAAGAGGUGAUUAUGGGGCUGCUCAGGUACUGGCCGAAAAUCAACUCUCCAAAGGAGCUUAUGUUUUUGAAUGAAAUCGAGGACAUUUUUGAAAUCAUUGACUCCCAAGAAUUCCAGCGAAUUGAGAUUCCGCUGUUUGCUCAGCUAUCCAAAUGCAUUUCCUCGCCUCAUUUCCAGGUCAGCGAGAAGGUUCUUUGUUAUUUCAACAACGAGUAUUUUGUUUCAUUGGUUACUGAAAACGCAGAGAAUAUUUUGCCAAUCAUAUUCCCGGCAUUAUUUGAUCUGGCACAACCAGAGCUGGAUGCAAUUGAACAACAACAGCAACAACCGGCUAUGGAAUUCACCUACGACGAACCAAACAAUUGGAACCGCACAAUUUCGUCACUCGCUUACAACGCUCUCAAACUGUUUAUGGAUACAAAUCCAAUAGUUUACGACAGAUGUUGUAUUCUGUAUGAAGAGCAGACCAAGGAGGAAAAGAGUCAGAAGGAUCUGAGAACGCAGCAUUGGAAAAAACUAGAAACUUACGUCGAGAAACUCAAACUAGGCGACGAUGACGGAUUAGAAAGUGUCCAGAUUAAAUGA